Drosophila navojoa is the source of this 2570-nucleotide messenger RNA. It is a transcript of the gene Nep3, whose product is annotated as M13 family metallopeptidase neprilysin 3. The record is from RefSeq and is a predicted model, not a curated record. Gene Ontology annotation, cellular component: plasma membrane. Gene Ontology annotation, biological process: protein processing. Lineage: Eukaryota; Metazoa; Arthropoda; Insecta; Diptera; Drosophilidae. Gene Ontology annotation, molecular function: metalloendopeptidase activity.
ACAAGACGAGUUGAGAUAACUUAAAUAUUGUAUUCAAUUUAUUUGCGUUGCCAAAUUUGUUGCUGCCUUUGUCGAAUUGCCCAAACAUGUGGCUCACCGAUUGCGGCACGAUGACACGCUACAAACAGACCGAAUUUACGGAAGAUGAUUCAAGUUCAAUUGGCGGCAUUCAGCUUAACGAGGCGACCGGUCACACCGGCAUGCAGAUACGCUAUCACACGGCGCGGGCCACUUGGAAUUGGCGUUCGAGAAAUAGGACCGAAAAAUGGCUGUUGAUUACAACUUUUGUCAUGACCAUAGUCAUCUUAACGCUGCUCACCAUGAUACUAUCGAACAGUUCCGAUAAUACCAAUCACGUAGUGCACGUUCAGCCACAUAAGAAGGAUUGUUUGACGGCGGACGAGUUGCCCUGCCUGAACGAGCACUGCAUCUUUGCGUCGAGCGAGAUUCUGAAGUCCAUAGAUGCCAGCAUCGAUCCCUGCGAUGACUUCUAUGGCUAUGCCUGCAAUCAAUGGAUCAAAAACAAUCCCAUACCGGAGGGCAAGUCCACCUGGGGCACAUUUGGCAAGCUGGAGCAGAUGAAUCAGCUGAUCAUUCGCAACGUGCUGGAGAAGCCAGCGAAGACGUUCAAGUCGGAGGCGGAACGCAAGGCCAAGGUCUACUAUGAGUCCUGCCUGGAUGUGGAUGAGCAUAUGGAGAAACUGGGCGCCAAGCCAAUGAUCGAUCUGCUGAAGCAAAUCGGUGGCUGGAACGUAACGCAAACCGGCUUCAAUGUGACCAACUGGAAGCUGGGCAAUACCCUGAAAAUACUGCACAACAAAUAUAAUUUCAAUUGCCUGUUUGGCUGGGCCAUUGGGGAGGAUGACAAGAACUCGACCCGUCAUGUCAUACAGAUCGAUCAGGGCGGCCUGACCCUGCCCACCGCCGACUACUACAACAACAAGACGGACAUCCAUCGCAAGGUGCUCAGCGAGUACAUCGAGUACAUGACCAAGGUCUGUGUGCUCCUGGGCGCCAACGAGACCACAGCACGCAUCCAAAUGGAGGCGGUGAUCAAUUUUGAGAAGAAGCUGGCCAACAUCACCAUUCCAAUGGAGGAUCGACGCAACGAGGAGGCCAUGUAUCAUCCCAUGAAGCUCAAGGAUCUGAUUAAGCUGGCGCCGUUCCUCAACUGGACGGAUCACUUUGACAAUGCCAUGCAAAUGGUGAACAGGCGCGUCACCGAUGAGGAAAUUGUCGUCGUCUAUGCGCCCGAUUUUCUCAAGAACCUCUCCAACAUCAUCUUGAACAUGCAAAAAACGGAAGCGGGCAAAAUCACGCUGAACAACUAUCUGAUUUGGCAGGCGGUGCGCACGCUGACCAGCUGCUUGUCGAAGCCCUUCCGGGAUGCGUAUAAGGGCGUGCGCAAGGCGCUGAUGGGCUCCGAUGGCGGCGAGGAGGUGUGGCGCUAUUGCGUCUCUGAUACGAACAAUGUGAUUGGCUUUGCCGUGGGCGCGAUAUUCGUGCGUCAGGCAUUCCAUGGCGUGUCCAAGCCAGCGGCGGAGCAAAUGAUUGGCGAGAUACGUGAGGCCUUUAAAAUGAAUCUGCAGAAUCUCAGCUGGGUGGACAAGCAGACGCGCGAGCGCGCCAUUGAGAAGGCCAACGAGAUCUCCGAUAUGAUCGGCUUUCCCGACUACAUCCUCAACUCCGACGAACUGGACAAGAAGUAUGAGGAGCUGAAUAUCACAGCGAAUGCGUACUUCGAGAACAACAUCCAGGUGGCCAUCUACAAUCUGAAGAGCAAUCUGAAGCGACUGGACCAGCCGGUGAAUAAGACCAAUUGGGGCAUGACACCGCAAACGGUGAAUGCCUACUACACGCCCACCAAGAAUCAAAUCGUCUUUCCCGCCGGCAUCCUGCAAAAGCCCUUCUUCGACAUCAACAACCCCAAGAGCCUGAACUUUGGCGCCAUGGGCGUGGUCAUGGGCCACGAGCUGACGCACGCCUUCGACGAUCAGGGCCGUGAAUACGAUAAGUUCGGCAACAUCAAUCGCUGGUGGGAUGCCAAGAGCAUCGAACGCUUCAACGAGAAGGCCGAGUGCAUUGCCAACCAGUACAGUGGCUACAAGCUCAACGGACGCAAUCUGAACGGCAAGCAGACAUUGGGCGAGAACAUAGCCGACAAUGGUGGGUUGAAGGCGGCCUAUCAUGCCUAUAUGAAGACCAAGCUCGAUAAGAAUGCGGACAUUCUGAAGCUGCCCGGCCUGAACUUGACGCAUCCCCAACUCUUCUUUGUCUCCUUUGCACAGGUCUGGUGCUCCAGCACCACAGAUGAGACCAAUUUGCUGCAAAUGGAAAAGGAUCCCCAUUCGCCGUCACAGUUCCGGGUCAUUGGCACACUGUCCAACAUGAAGGAGUUCGCCGAUGUCUUCAACUGCAAGGCCGACACUCGCAUGAAUCCGACCAAGAAGUGUGAAGUCUGGUAAAGCGAUUGAUUCGACACACAGAUCUCACAAUCUAUUUUUCCACACACACACACACUAAAAACGAGACAAGUUGAAAUAUCAAAGAGAAGAAUUUUACGAACCGCC